Molecule: messenger RNA, 1296 nt
Organism: Ilyonectria robusta
Lineage: Eukaryota; Fungi; Ascomycota; Sordariomycetes; Hypocreales; Nectriaceae
Product: drug resistance protein
Exons: 4
Coding region: 1-1296 (431 amino acids)
Biological process (GO): transmembrane transport
Cellular component (GO): membrane
Molecular function (GO): transmembrane transporter activity
Source: RefSeq, a predicted model, not a curated record
AUGCUUCCCGAUCUGAGCGAAGCAGUUGGGAUUCCGUCCCAGCGACAGCAGCUGGUUAUCUCGAUAUACAACGUGUCCUCGGGCUGUCUCAUGCUCCUCUGGGGCCGCCUCGCCGACGUAUAUGGGCGCCGCCUGGUAUUUCUCAUUUCUUCGGCUCUCUUUACGAUAUCGACUCUAUGCCUGGGAUUCGCUACACAUGAGAUUCCGUUCUACAUCAUACGCGCUAUGCAGGGCCUUAGUGGCUCUGCCAUGAUCCCCUCCGCGAUCGGUAUCAUUGCCAACGCCUUUCCGCCCGGCAAAUCACGAAAUAGAGCCUACGUGACCACGUCGGCUGCUGCGUCGCUCGGAUCGGUGUUAGGUAGUAUCUCGGGUGGCGUUAUCGGUGGCUUUCUGUCGUGGAAAUGGGUCUUCUGGAUCCCUGUGAUCCUAGCUGCGGUUACGACGGACGAGAAAGGGUACCUUAGUAUUGACUGGAUAGGUGGCGGGCUGAUCUCGAUCGGCUUAGUACUCCUGCUCAUCUCUUUGACGCAGGCUGAUACACUAGGUUGGAAAACAUUUUGGAUUCCCCUAGUAAUCGCCGUUUCAGUUCUAAUACUCAUUCUGUUCGUAUACUGGCAAUAUCGUCUCGAAAAAUCCUCGACUCUACAGCUCCUCAUAAGGAUAUCGAUGUUCCGAAACCUGCAGUUCUCUGCUUUGUUUGUUGUGGUCGGUUGCUUCUAUGCGGCUUUUAACAGCUUUCUCGUCUUUGUGACAUUCUUUUACCAAGAUUAUCUCGGGCUUGGAGUCCUAGACACUACUCUGCGGUUUUUGCCCUCCGGCAUCGCUGGACUUGUCGUGUCAUUUGCCGUUUCGCCCGCCCUAUCUCGGAUCCCGGGGUUCUAUAUCCUCGAGUUCGGUCUACUGUGCGGCCUUGCGUCUCCUUUACUUUUUGCGAUCCCGGCAAUCCCACCUCACACGACGUAUUGGGCAUGGAGCUUUCCUGCUAUGUGCUUGUGCCUCAGUGUUGAGGUGGUUUGGCCCGUAGUAGGUCUAUUCAUUUCCGAGAAGCUCCCACAGGAGGAUCAGGCUCUUGGCGGUGGACUGUUGCAGACGGUGAAUCAUAUCAGCCGCUCGCUUGGCCUAGUUGUCACCACGGCAAUUCAAUCGGCCGUACAGGGCGAACACAAGAUCAGCGAUCCGCUUGGAGACUCAAACUUCUUGCGUGGGCUUCAGGCCGCCCAGUGGACGAAUGUCGCGUCAGCAGGGUUUUCUGUAGUAGUUGCCGCCGUUUUCUUUCGCAAUCUCGGCCGGUCUUGA